Ricinus communis (castor bean) is the source of this 1583-nucleotide messenger RNA. RefSeq lists its product as uncharacterized. NCBI's taxonomy places the organism in Eukaryota, Viridiplantae, Streptophyta, Magnoliopsida, Malpighiales, Euphorbiaceae. The transcript has 3 exons. The record is from RefSeq and is a predicted model, not a curated record. The coding region runs from base 67 to 1344 and encodes 425 amino acids.
CCGCCAAUUUAAUCAACAAUUAACAAAUCUCUUCACCUUUUUCAUCCAUCCUUUCACACAUAAACAAUGUCAUGGUUGGCUCGCUCCUUCGCCAACUCCCUUCGGGUCGACGACGAUUACGCAGAAAACGACGUCGCAUCUAAUUCCCCUAACGACCCCUCACCUUCAAAACGCAAUGAACAAGAUAUUACAGAAACGUCGAGAGGAAGAGAAAGUGAAGAAGCAGAAGCGGAAGCGGAAGCGAGAGGCGUGAAAGAGGACCUUACAGAACUGAAACAAACCCUAACGAGACAAUUCUGGGGCGUCGCCUCUUUUCUCGCUCCUCCUCCCUCUACGUCAAAUGAUGAAUCAGUCUGUAAUUUGAAUAAUCAAUCAGAGCCGUAUGAUCGGCUUGAGGAAGGGGAAGCGUCUGAUUUAGAGGAAGGAUCCAGGAUCAAGCACGAUCUUGUGGAGAUCGGAGGGAGAUUAAUUUCGAAAAUGGCUUCGAAUUAUUUUCCGUUCGGAUCGGAUGAAUUUGAAAUUGAAAAUGAGGAAGAGGAAUUGGAGUGUGAAGAAACGAUUGGGAUUACCGAUGAGGUAUUGACAUUUGCUAGGAAUAUUGCUAUGCAUCCAGAGACUUGGUUAGAUUUUCCUCUUGAAGAAGAAGACGAUUUAGAUGAUUUCAACUUGUCUGAUGCCCAACGAGAGCAUGCUUUGGCCAUUGAACAACUUGCUCCUAGAUUAGCUGCUCUCAGAAUAGAACUUUGUCCUUGCCAUAUGACUGAAAGUUACUUUUGGAAAGUAUAUUUUGUUCUUCUGCAUUCAAGACUCAACAAACAUGAUGCAGAAAUUUUGUCCACACCUCAGGUAAUGGAAGCCAGAGCAUUGUGGAUGAAGGAGCUACAUAAACAAAUAAAGCCAGAGAAUGACUGGUAUGGAAGAAGCAAUACCUAUGAAAAUGACACAGGUAAUAAUUUAUUGCAUGAAGAUUUUGGGUAUGCUAGGACAUAUGAUUUUGAACCAACAACUAGUAGGGCAACAGAUUAUGAAACAGAGAAGCACCCAGUUGUAAGUACAGACAUGCAAUUCAUUGACAAGUCUGUCAUUGAAGAAAAGCCAGUGAUUAAACUUGAGAAUAAGGAUCUGCUGGUCGGGAGAUCCUCUAAGGUACCAGUCCCUAAUUAUGAAGAUGACUACGAUGACUGGCCGGAUGAGGAAGAUUCAGAUUUAGGCAGUUACAAAGCCACCAUCCCUUCGGGAAACGAAGAAGACUUCUCUUUCAGUGAUCUUGAAGAUGAUGCCAACAGCACCAUACCAAUGAAAUCUAAGAUACUUGCAAAGGGCACUGAAACUUCAACAUCAUAAAACCUAGGCGUGUAGCUUCAGCUAAGCGUAAGCUGUGCUGAUUGUGCUAUAGGUGGAAUUGCAAUGAAGGUUCUAUAAUGUGCCGUGAAACCUCUUGUACAUGAUUUGUCGGUUUAAUUCUCAAGUUUUGCGUAGAGCAAUUAUAUGUUGAUUUGUUGUGCAAAGGUUGUAAACAGGACAUAUUACGAACUUAGCAGAAUGUUAUGAUUUUGUGAAUGAAAUUGGCUUAAUUUUUCUCA